Bacidia gigantensis is the source of this 2367-nucleotide messenger RNA. RefSeq lists its product as uncharacterized. The record is from RefSeq and is a predicted model, not a curated record. The transcript has a single exon. Gene Ontology annotation, biological process: carbohydrate metabolic process. Bases 1 to 2367 code for a protein of 788 amino acids. Lineage: Eukaryota; Fungi; Ascomycota; Lecanoromycetes; Lecanorales; Ramalinaceae.
AUGAUAUACAAGAUGCGGCGACGAAAGAGCCAGUCUCAGGACGCGAGUGAAGAUGAGCCGGACGAUGAGAAACCCUUCCUCAGUCAAAAUGAUCGAAUGGAGUCACAGCCCACCCCAUAUGAAAAUGAUAAUGCACAAUUACCGCUUCGGAAAGGUCAGUCUCGAGCCCGAGGUGUCAAGACUGGCGGAUGGAUCAACAGUCGGGCUGUCGUGUCUCAUCUUAUCUGCUCAUGUCUAGUUGCCCUCGCUUUCUACAUCUUCGACCCUUUCUCUCGGUCGAGGCCGGUCGAAGAGCGGCUUGACGAGCAGUUCCCAAUCAACUCGACUAUCCCACCUCGUGAUUGGUACCUAGCCCCAUUUACCUUUGACCCACUCCCUCUGGGAUCGAUAAAGCCUGAAGGUUGGCUGAAAGAUCAAUUGACGUUGAUGUCACAUGGCCUAGUUGGACAUCAAUGGGACUUCUACCCCAUCGUCAAGAACUCCCCGUGGAUCGGUGGCCAUAGCGAGUACUCGCCUCUCAACGAGGGGCUUCCGUAUUGGUAUAACGGACUUGUCCCCUUAGCUUACGCGAUGGAUGAUCCGAGAUUACAUGAGCAGGUGCUCAAUGCAACCCGGCAGAUCCUCGAAGUUCAAUGGCCUGAUGGCUGGCUGGGGCCAGAGCGAAGUGGUCAUCGAGAUUUAUGGUCUCGCUUUCCGUUCUGUUUAGGAUUGAGACAGCUCGUUGAGGCCAAGCCAGAUCUAUCAGCUACUGUUGUACCUGCUAUGUACAAAUUUGUGCACCUCAUGCAUUCAAUGUUGAAACAUGGUGGAGGCUUCUGGGACCAGUGGGGGCUUGUGAGAUACCCAGAUAUGAUCGCUACCCUGCAAUGGCUUCACGAGAAUCACCCUUCCAACCAAACAAACAGUACUCAAGUGCUCUUCGAGACGAUGCAUUACUUGCACAAACGUGGCUUCGAUUGGCCAGGCUACUGGACAAAAUCGAGUUACUUAUUUCGAGAUCUUGACACCAUCAAGCCUCCAAUCAAUGGAGACACCUUUCGAUUCAGGCACACGCAUGCAGUCAAUGUGGGCCAAGGGCUUUCUGCUGGCGCUGCACUAUAUCGCUUCACAAGAAACGAAAGCCUAUUAGAGGCUAAUCGGAGAGGUGUCAAUUGGACCUUCACCUACCACGGCGAUGUUGCUGGAAGUAUUAUCGGCGAUGAAAGGCAGUCCGGCCUAGGUCCGAAUCGUGGCUCGGAAUUGUGCACUACUGUGGAGACCAUGUACUCGCUAUCUUACCUUUACCAAGUUAUGGGAGAUCGCGAAUUUGCGGACCGGUGCGAGUUGGCUGCUUUUAAUUCAUUAGCUGUCGCCGUGACCCCUGACCACUGGGCCCGUGCCUACCUCAAUGCUGCAAACGAACCGAUGGCGACUCGUAUAUUAGGAAGAAGAAUUUUCUGGAACACAGGCCCAGAAUCAUUGGUUUUCGGUACGGAUACAAAUUACCCAUGCUGUACAGUCAACUUACCACAAGGACUCCCAAAAUUUCUCUCGACUUCAUUCGUCCGUGUCGGUGAAAAUGGGCUAGGUCACGCCAUACUUAGCCCUGCUGCUGUGAGCGCAACAACAAAGUCAGGCUCAGCUGUCAACAUUUCUUGCAGUACCAACUAUCCCUUUGGCCACUCUCUCAGGUACGCGGUAGAUGUGUCGAAGUCGUUCGAUCUUCACUUACGGGUUCCCUCGUGGGCACAACCUGACUCUGAUAUCUCGGUCGAUGCCUCUGCUCCGGCCCCGCUUUUUCCUGACUCGCAUACUGGAAUGACAACAAUAAGUCUUGACGCUGGCGCCCACGAGCUCGUCUACAACCUGAGGGCUGACUUGCGCAUCAUACCAAGAGGCAAUGGCUCAGUCACAGUCUAUCACGGUGCGCUCCUCUACGCGCUCGAUAUUGGCCAAGAUACUGAGGUCGUGGCGACUUCGCUGGCUGAAAAUGAGAAUCUAACAUAUUCCGUAUUUGAUCAAGAACCAAUUCUGCCCAAGGAAGUACAAACAAUUGAGGUAUCGAAUACAAAGGCAUGGAACAUCGGUAUCGAUCCGGAUACACUCAGUUUCCACUACACAAAUGAGGAAAAGGAGCUCCCCAAUCCUAUAUACGAUUAUCACGCGCCACCAUCACAUGUUACUGGCAAGGGUUGUCAAGUUGCAUGGACAAUGAAGAUGGGUCUGCCUGCGGCUCUGCCAGAAUUGCCGAGGGGCCAAACGAAGCGCAAAUGUGAAGGUGGCAUUGUAGAUGUAAUAUUGAGACCCUAUGGGAGUCUCAAGGUUCAUAUGGCAGAAUUGCCAGUGGUCGAUCUACGGACCGCACCUGAUUAUGACGAACAACCGUAA